GGUAACGAGAUGUCUGAGGUACUGCGAGACUUCCCCGAACUGACUUGCGAAAUCGAUGGUGUUACCGAAUCCAUCAUGAAGCGUACUGCCCUAGUGGCCAACACCUCCAAUAUGCCCGUGGCUGCUCGAGAGGCCUCUAUCUACACCGGUAUUACUCUGUCCGAAUACUUCCGCGACAUGGGCUAUAACGUGGCCAUGAUGGCAGACUCCACCUCCCGUUGGGCCGAGGCUUUGCGAGAGAUUUCGGGUCGUUUGGCUGAGAUGCCCGCCGAUUCCGGCUACCCGGCUUAUCUAGGCGCCCGUCUGGCCACCUUCUACGAGCGUGCUGGGCGCGUGAAGUGCCUUGGUAACCCCGAGCGCGAGGGAUCCGUGUCCAUUGUGGGAGCUGUGUCGCCUCCUGGUGGUGACUUUUCCGAUCCCGUGACCUCCGCCACUUUGGGUAUUGUUCAGGUGUUCUGGGGUCUUGACAAGAAGCUGGCUCAGAGGAAGCACUUCCCCUCUAUCAACUGGCUCAUCUCCUACUCGAAGUACAUGCGUGCUUUGGAUGAAUACUAUGACAAGAACUUCCCCGAAUUCGUGCCGCUACGUACCAAGGUCAAGGAGAUCCUGCAGGAGGAGGAAGAUCUCUCUGAAAUCGUACAACUGGUAGGCAAGGCCUCGCUGGCCGAGACCGACAAGGUGACAUUGGAAGUGGCCAAGCUGCUCAAGGACGAUUUCCUGCAACAGAACUCCUACUCGCCUUACGAUCGCGUGUGUCCCUUUUACAAGACAGUGGGCAUGCUGAGAAACAUCAUGUCCUUUUAUGAGACCGCCCGACAUGCCGUUGAGUCCACAGCCCAAUCGGAUAACAAGAUCACAUGGAACACCAUUAGGGAGUCGAUGGGCGGCAUUAUGUAUCAGCUGUCGUCGAUGAAGUUCAAGGACCCAGUGAAAGACGGCGAGCAAAAGAUCAAGGCGGACUACGACCAGCUAUACGAGGACCUGCAGCAAGCCUUCCGAAAUUUGGAGGAUUAAGCGGAUCCAGCCAACAACAACUGCGGAAUUCCCUAGCAAGAGGAAUGGAAAAAGAAACAAACCAAACGAAAUAAGAAACCAAAGCUAGGUUAUUAUUCGAAUUCCCCAUUCAAUCUAGUCAUAUUUACAUAAUGCAUAAUAAGAUAUUUGAAUCCAAGUUUAUUUAUAAGUUAAACAAACAGUUUGGCCCGCUUCAGGUCUAGUCAGGUCAGAAUCGAAUCAACAGAAGAUACACAAAACAAAAAACACACGAUGACGGCGAGUUAGGAAAGACGAACAAUAAUUAGUCGGUAGCGCAAAGGAAACGCAGUUGAACCAGCCAUAAACAUAAUUACCAUACAUAUACAACACAUAUGUAUAACUAUCUAUGUUGAUAUAUAUUUAUAAUUCACAGCUAUGUAUUGUUAGUAAAUUUUCAUAUAGUUAUCGAUUGUGUUCGUUACCCUAUUGUGUGAAACUAAACCAACUAAACGAAUCUAAAGGGAGUUUGAAACUUUACAAAAUUACAUAAUAUUAUAUUCCUACAUAUUAUAGACCUUUAAAGAACGCAAUAACAACGUAGCCCCAAAAGCAUGUACCUUUACUACCAAAGAAGAAUAGCUAUUUCAGUAACUUGUGUGUGUUGCAAAUGGAGCUAUGGAAUAAAAUGUAUUAUGAAUGUUACAAAAA
This is a messenger RNA of Drosophila subpulchrella, 1683 nucleotides long. RefSeq names its product V-type proton ATPase catalytic subunit A-like. Gene Ontology annotation, biological process: proton transmembrane transport; ATP metabolic process. Gene Ontology annotation, molecular function: ATP binding; proton-transporting ATPase activity, rotational mechanism. Gene Ontology annotation, cellular component: lysosomal membrane. The transcript is spliced from 2 exons. Lineage: Eukaryota; Metazoa; Arthropoda; Insecta; Diptera; Drosophilidae. The record is from RefSeq and is a predicted model, not a curated record. The coding region runs from base 10 to 1014 and encodes 334 amino acids.